This is a messenger RNA of Ictidomys tridecemlineatus (thirteen-lined ground squirrel), 2991 nucleotides long. The record is from RefSeq and is a predicted model, not a curated record. NCBI's taxonomy places the organism in Eukaryota, Metazoa, Chordata, Mammalia, Rodentia, Sciuridae.
AUGCAUUCUCUAGCUUCAGUCACUCACACAGCCUCAUCCUUUGUAUCCACAAUUGAUGUAACCUUGUCUCUGACCAUGUCAGAACAUUUCCAAAAUUCUUCUUUACAUGGAACUGCACAUUCUCUGUAGCUCUCUCUUCCUGUGGCGACCAAUGCAGCUUCCGGGACGGUAAUUGUGUGCAACUUCUCCAGAGCCUCUGCUCCAGCUGCCACUUCAGCAUGGUUACUGCCCUCAACCUGUGGCACCUCCUUCCAACCACUCAUGGGCAGUGCCUACCUUUACCAACAUGCUAUCACAGCCAUGGUGUCUGGGGUUACUGGCCAGAACCAGAUUCCCAUGGCACUUGCCUCCUAUCCAAGUAUUUCUAAGUGGUAUAUCCCAGGAAGUGCUGAAAAGAGCUCAUCUUCACUCAAGGACUUUAAUCUGACUGUCACUGAACAGAACACAGCAGGAUCUUCCCUAUCUAUGACAUCCCAGUAUGACAAAACUUCUGAAGCCAAUGUCAUGGUCCCUGGGUAUCCACCACUAUCUGCUGCUAGUCUUGUCCAGGUGACACUUUCUCAGAUUCCAAAUCAAGGACAUUGCCUCUCACUACCCCACCAAGAAGGAAUCCAGGUCUACUACUAUGAUCUAAACUCUCUGAGGAGUCUGCUCUCUGGAGAACAUGGCCUCUGCCUGCAAUCCUAUGGCUCGGUGCCAUAUGCAGGAAGUAGUGCUGCUGCCCCUCAAUCAGAAAUGGUGACAGUGCUGAAGGAAGUUCAGCCCACAAAUGUCCUACCAUCAGUCCCUACACCUGUGAUCUACUACUCUGUCAUCCUACUUACCAUCAUCCUUGAUUCCUUGGCAGGGAUGGAAACUUCUCUAGGGAUGGAGGCUUCCUUGGGAUUGCAACUUCCAAGUCAGACAUUUUGUGUGCCACCACCUCCAGAAUUCCCAUAUGCCUGCAAUAAUAGAAAAAGCCAAACAAUUAAGAAAAACUCACAAACUGAACUUGGGGACAUUUCCAUAAAAACUCUAGUCCAGAGUUUUACUGAUUUCUUGCCACUGGAUGCCUACCCAAUUGCCAUGGAGAAUCAGAAUCCUCCACUGCUCCUUAUCCACCAGCUUAUGACCUCCAUUGGUCCUCUGGACCAAGAGGAGGAGCCACAUUCUGAAAAUAUCCAUCCGGGAAACAACUCCCUGAGUCUUGAGGACCAAGGUACACUUGAAAAUGAAAUUGAAUUUAGCAGUGGUUUUGCAGACCUCACUGCACUAGUGGGAGAUUUUCACCUUCCUGAGCUUUUCUGUUCCUUGAAAGACUUUGACCAACCUGAAAGUCCCACAAUAACAAAAUCCAAUGACACCAGAGCCAUCAUGGUGAAACAGGGGCAGGAAAUCACAAGUGGCAUAAAGGGUCCUAGUGAUCCAGUGAGGAACAAUAAACAUAAAGCCUCAGAGUGUCCUGAUGGAUCUCCUGAGGCCAAAAUGCAGCCAAGGGAACUAGAGUGCACAUUAGAAAAAAAGUUGCUCACAGGGAUGCAGACAGGUAGGGCCCCUGUGCACACAGCCAAGCACUCUAUCAGCAAACCACAGAAAUCUGCAUCCAGCAGGAACAGCAAGGCUAAGGGCCAUGGGCAGGAAAAGACCAAGAGGACCAGAGAAAACAACUCCAGGAAAGCCGAGGAGAGGAAGCAGCCAGGCAAUAAAGUCAAGGCCGAAGAGAAGCCAAACAUGCCCAAGAUGAAGCAGAAGAGGAACCAACCUGAGCUUUGCCAAGAGACUUUUAAAAAGCCUCGGAGCUCUCUUGGCAUGCACAUGCUAGAGACGGUGCAUGUUUUCCAUACACUAGGGAAGAAGAAUGAUUAAAAAAAAAAUACUGGGCUGUCUUCUUCCCAGGCCCCAGGAAACUCAGGCAAUACCCAAGAUCCCCGUUUAUGCCCAGCUAUGAAACCAUAGCUGGCAGUUAAGGGUCGUGAGAAAUCAGAAGUCAAAGCCCAGAACCCAGAUAUCAGUAUUGAAGGAGAGGGUCCCGCUCCAUCCAUUUAUGAGCCUCCACCACCAGGGAAGGUUAAAUUGGUACCUUUGCCUUUUCUGACCCAGGAGAAACCUCCACCUCGACCAGCAAUCAAUAGGAGGCCACAGUCUCUGGCCUCACGCUGACCCACUGGGGCUUACCCUGCCGAAUCUGGUCCCGCUAGCUCAGCUCAACCCAUGGCAGUCAACACAUCCCAACCAGCUACUGCCAACCCAUCUUGGAUGUGUCCUGCCAAACCAGCUCAGCCCGUUUUGACCCAUGCCAUUCAGUCAGGUGUGAGCGCUUCUACCCAGCUUAGUGUCCCUCAGAAUGCUGCUUCCGGUCCUGCACCCUACAAAAGAUCAUCUUGCACUUCUCUGCAACAGCCACCUAUUCCCACUGUUGGGACCAAGCCCCAGUCACAACUGCCCAAGCCUCAAAAUCAAUCUCUACUCCAAGACUUUGCCUUACAACCAAUUCCAUGGAGGAAACCCAAUGUUCCUGGGCAAGUAGUAUCAACUCCCAUCACCAAACAGCAGAGGCCAGAGCAGGAAGCCAUGAAGAAGAAGGCUCAACAAGAGCGUGAGAAUGCUGCCAAGUACACUGCUUUGGGGAGAGUGCAGGGUUUCCUUGAGAGGGAAAGAGAGAUGCUGGGUUGCAAGAUUGCAAGCCGGCGUGCACUGACAGCGACCGCGGGGAGGCGCCCAGCAGGAAGGCGGCAGGCGGUGCACGGUGAGCGCAGCAGGAGGAGCGGAGCUAAGGCGCGCCUGAGAGCUUGGCAGAGCCCAGGCGGCCCAGCCGUGCAGCCUGAGGCACUACCACAGGACUCACCUAAAAGCCUUCCUACACCAGCUCCUCUGCAGAUGGCCAGACAGAAGUUCCAGAACAGUACUGUCUCCUGGAACAUCGACUCAGCAGACAAGUUCAUUGGUGGCAGGUCUGCCACUGUUGGUGUGAUGAGAUCAGAGGCUGGUGUGGAACUGUGUUUAGAGAAAUGA